UAAAAAAUUGGGAGGAAAAAAUGGGGACUGGAAACGACACUAUUACCGAAAAGAGGAUAAAAUGAAUAGAAGUGAACAAAUGGAAAACAAUAUUGAAACAAAAAUUGUCUCAUCAGUCGAAAAUUGUUCUUCUAAUUCGACAUUUUUGACAAACUCUAAUGAACCAAUCAAAGAAAAUUUCGUAAAAAUUGGUGAUGAUCAGUUGGAAAGUAAAGAGUCGGCGGCGGAUAUCAAGAAGCCAGACAUUUUGGAAAAUGAAGUAAAGGCGGCGGUCAACAAUGAGUACAGCUGUAGUACUAGUGGAGGAUAUGCCAAUAAUGAAGAAAAGGAAAAAAUGGUGGAGGGCUCGUCCUCUUCAUUAAAUUGUCAACAAUAUAAUUUUGAGCAAAUCAUUCAAGAACAUAACUCACAACCAGAAUUAGAUUGGACUGUGGAAGCUGAAAAGAAAAUAAAUAAUAAAGAGGAAGAAAUAAUACAAAACGAUCUGAAACACUUGGAAAAGAUUGAAGAUCAAACAAAUAAUCAAAACACAAAAAUGAUACAAGAGCAAGCAAAUCCAAAGUCUAGUUAUAUGGGACGUACAAGUACAGGAAGUGUUGGACGUCAACAUCCGGUUAAUAGUAUUUGUAUGUGUUCUCGUUGUGUUGAACAACUUAACGAUUUGCAUUCUUCUCGAGGUUAUAAGAGUUCUGAGUCGCCUCAUUCUACGCACAGUGAGGGUUCUGCUGACAGCGGUCGUGCAACAGGUCCUUUAACGUCUUACAGCCCGUUUGCCGAUGAAUAUGGUCUUCAAACAGAAAUAUUGCCAAUUUAUGAAUUUGAAGUGGAAAAUACUCUUGUUGGAUUGAUUAUUGGAGUUAAAGGAAAGACUAUUAGGGAACUUUGUUGUCGUGCUGACGUCAGAAUGUUAAUAAGGCCUCACCAUACUCAAAGCAAAUACGAUACACAUCAAAUUUGUUCGGUGGAAGGACGUCGUGAAAAUAUCAACAAAUGUUUGCACAUGAUCCGUCUGCGAUUUCCUCCAUGUCGUUUUCCAGGACUUAAUUUGAAGCCAGUGCUUCCUCCACCACCAACUACUUCAGCUACUACACUUCGUGGAGCGCCUACUGCUCUUACUUUAACCGAAGGAUUGUUAAGUGAAGUUUAUAUUUCUGCCAAUGUUUCUGCUGGUCAUUUCUUUUUGCAGCUGCCAACGCAUUCUUCAUUUCCGUCUCUCACUGUUUUGGAUCAAUAUAUGCUUUCGGUAUAUACUCAACCUGGUGGUGCACCAGAUCUUCCAAAGCCGUGCAAUGCGCCAGCUUAUAAUGGAUGGUUUCGAGCGAUAACUUUGGCAUAUGAACCGGAACAAGAUGAGACAUUGGUACGUUUUGUUGAUUAUGGAGGAUUUGCGAGAUUGCCACGAGCUGAUUUGCGUCAAAUAAGGACUGAUUUUAUGACGUUACCGAUGCAAUCAAUUGAAUGUUAUUUGGGAAAUGUUCAACCUGCUGAAGCGAAUGGUCAAUGGCAUGAAAAGGCCAAUGAGUUGUUCCAGCAAUUGUGUGUUUCAAAAGUUAUUCAGGCAGCUUUAAUUGGUUAUAGUAGGCAGGAUGGAAUUCCUUUUGUUGAGUUAUAUGUUGUGGAUGAGAAUAAAAAGAGUAUUCGCAUCGAUCAUAUUUUAAUGGAGCUUGGGUAUGCGAAGCCAAUGGAUCCAUCAAUGAUUGAGCGUGUUGAUUUAUGA
Messenger RNA from Meloidogyne enterolobii, 1717 nucleotides. The record is from the annotation of a GenBank genome assembly. NCBI's taxonomy places the organism in Eukaryota, Metazoa, Nematoda, Chromadorea, Rhabditida, Meloidogynidae.